AUGCCUUUCAAGAUCUUUGUCACCGGCGCCACGGGCUACAUCGGCGGCGACGCCCUGUACGCGCUCAGCUCGCGCCACCCGGAGUUCGAGUACGCGCUGCUGGUGCGCACGCAGGAGAAAGCCGACGCCGUGCAGAAGAAGUACCCGCAGACGCGCAUCGUGCUCGGCGAGCUGGGCGACGCGGAGUUGUUGAAGAAGGAGGCGGCUAGGGCGGAUAUUGUGAUUCAUACGGCUGACGCCUCGGACAACGAGGGCGCGGCAAAGGCUAUUGCUGAGGGUUUGGUGGAGGGACACACGGCUUCGAAGCCGGGAUAUUGGCUGCAUACUGGCGGCUCGGGUAUCCUGACGUACUUCGAUUCCGAGGCGGACCGUCUCGGCGAGUGGGAGGAGAAGGAGUUCAACGACUACAGCGGCGUCGAGGAGCUGACCCACCUGCCCGACGAGGCCUUCCACCGCAACGUCGACCAGAUCGUGCUCAAGUGCGGCACCGAGCACGCUGAUGUGGUGAAGACGGCUAUCGUGUGUCCACCUACUAUCUACGGCGAGGGCCGCGGUCCCAUCUCAGGCCGAGGCCGCCAGGUCUACGAGCUCGCCAAAUUGGUGCUGCAGAAGGGCUACGCGCCGGUGAUCGGCAAGGGCAAGGCGCGCUGGAACAACAUCCACGUCCACGACCUGAGCGAGGCAUUCCGGCUCCUCGUCGAGGCGGCCGUGUUCCGCAAUGGGUCAAAGGAUCUGUGGGGCGAUAAGGGGUACUAUUUCGUGGAGCGCGGCGAACACGUCUGGGGCGACCUGGCGCGCACGGUGGCGGGUCAGGCGAAGGAGCUGGGCUUCAUCAAAUCCGACGAGGAGUAUCAGCUCGGCAAGGACGAGGCGCUUAAUGUUGCUGGGUUUGAGGCCGUGAGUUGGGGCUUGAAUUCCCGCGGUAAGGCGGAGAGGCUGAAUAAGGUGCUGGGGUGGACGCCGAGGGAGUGCUCGAUGGAGGAGGAGGUCCCGCGUAUCUUGAAGGCGGAGAAGGAGAGAUUGGGAUAG
Anthostomella pinea is the source of this 1029-nucleotide messenger RNA. The record is from the annotation of a GenBank genome assembly. NCBI's taxonomy places the organism in Eukaryota, Fungi, Ascomycota, Sordariomycetes, Xylariales, Xylariaceae.